AUGAGCGGCGGCGGCGUUGAGAAGAAAGACGUGGAGAUGAUGAAGUUGAGAAAAGAUGAUUCUGCUGAUGAUGAGAAACAACGCACGUACGAAGAGGAAUGCUCGUACAUUGAAAACCGAGAUCCGACGUCGUACGUGGUUAAAAUCGGGUUCGUGGCGAACAUGCGCGUGCCUGGAAUAUUCUACGUGAACAAAUUUCUCGCCGGAUUAACGUUCGAGGAGUUGAAACAACACGCCGAACGAGGUCGCGCGGGCGGAUUUUUACCCGCGGUGAAGCAAAUCGCAAACGUGGCGUCGUUGCCGGGUAUUGUCGGUCGAUCGAUCGCGUUACCGGACGUGCACUCUGGGUAUGGGUUUGCCAUUGGGAAUGUAGCGGCGUUUGACGUGAACGACCCGAAAGCGGUCGUUUCUCCAGGAGGCGUCGGUUUCGAUAUCAAUUGCGGCGUGCGGUUAGUGAGGACGAAUUUGACCGAAGCGGAGGUGCAACCGCUGAAAGAGGAAGUCGCGCAGGCGUUGUUCGACCACAUUCCCGUUGGCGUCGGUGGGAAAGGUAUCAUCCCUGUCGACGCGAAGACGUUGGACACGGCGUUAGAGAUGGGCAUAGAUUGGUGCGUUCGAGAAGGGUACGCGUGGAUCGAAGAUAAAGAACGGUGCGAAGAAAACGGACGAAUGUUAAACGCCGAUCCGAGCAAAGUUUCGCAACGAGCGAAAAAAAGGGGUUUGCCGCAAAUGGGCACGUUAGGUGCUGGAAAUCACUACGCGGAAAUCCAAGUCGUGGAUGAAAUUUACGACCAGUUCGCCGCUAAGAAAAUGGGUAUCGAUAAAAUCGGCCAAGUCGUGGUUAUGAUUCACUCGGGCUCGCGAGGGUUAGGCCACCAAGUCGCUACGGACGCCCUCGUAGAAAUGGAAAAAGCGAUGGCAAAAGAUGGAUUAGAACUGAACGAUCGCCAAUUAGCCUGCGCGCGGAUCAACUCGCAAGAAGGUAAAGACUACUUAGCCGCCAUGGCGUGCGCCGCCAACUACGCCUGGGUCAACAGACAGUCCAUGACCUUCCUCUGUCGCCAAGCGUUUGCAAAAACCUUCAACAAAACCGCCGAACAGCUGGACAUGCACGUCGUCUACGACGUCUCCCACAACAUCGCCAAAAUAGAAGAACACAUCGUCGACGGCGAGUUGAAAACGUUACUCGUUCACCGCAAAGGUUCUACCCGCGCGUUUCCCCCGCACCAUCCGCUCAUCCCGGUCGAUUACCAAUACACCGGCCAACCCGUCCUCGUCGGCGGCACCAUGGGAACCUGCUCCUACGUCCUCACCGGUACCGAAAAAGGCAUGCACGAAACCUUCGGCUCCACCUGUCACGGCGCCGGGCGCGCCCGAAGUCGACACAACUCUCGACAAAAACUCAGUUACGAGCAAGUCUUGGAAAAUUUGAAAACCAAAGGCAUAUCCAUCCGCGUCGCCUCGCCAAAGUUAGUCAUGGAGGAAGCGCCGGAAAGUUAUAAAGACGUCACCGAAGUCGUCGAUACGUGUCACGACGCUGGAAUUAGUAAAAAAUGCGUCAAGUUACGACCGAUUGCGGUUAUUAAAGGGUAG
Molecule: messenger RNA, 1593 nt
Organism: Bathycoccus prasinos
Lineage: Eukaryota; Viridiplantae; Chlorophyta; Mamiellophyceae; Mamiellales; Bathycoccaceae
Exons: 1
Coding region: 1-1593 (530 amino acids)
Biological process (GO): tRNA splicing, via endonucleolytic cleavage and ligation
Cellular component (GO): nucleus; tRNA-splicing ligase complex
Molecular function (GO): RNA ligase (ATP) activity
Source: RefSeq, a predicted model, not a curated record